Molecule: messenger RNA, 738 nt
Organism: Aspergillus homomorphus CBS 101889
Lineage: Eukaryota; Fungi; Ascomycota; Eurotiomycetes; Eurotiales; Aspergillaceae
Exons: 2
Coding region: 1-738 (245 amino acids)
Source: RefSeq, a predicted model, not a curated record
AUGGUGAAAAAGACCAACAUGAUGGCGCAAAAGGGUGGUAGUACUGAGCCUUCUAAAUCGGGAGCUGCAUCUUCUAUACGGAAAACUGCGUCUGUUGACUCUGAGGCUGUGUCUUCUGAAGAGGAGGCUGUAUGUCCUGUACCUGAAGAUAUACCUUGUGAACCACCAUAUUUCGUGACCGAGAUCGUCACUCUCAGACCUGAAUCAAUUUAUCCCAUCAGAAUCCACAGCGGACUUCUUAACGCGAAGGCCCCAAAUGUGAACCUUGCCUCCCUGGAACGGUGGGCGAAUCACACGCUGGCGCGCUUCGUCGACUGGGCCUAUACAGGCACCUACAAGAUCCUUUACGGCCAUCAUGACCUCGACGAUGAUUUCAGCGCCGACAAUAUAGAUCUAAGUGCCAAAAUGGGGAUGCAUAUAGAACUCAUUCUAUUCGCUGAGGAGUUCAAGAUCGCUGAGUUGUCCCACGAAGGCGAGAAACAGCUGAAGGAACUUCUCGACACCCACUUCACGCAGUUCGGAUUUGAUGAGGUCUGUUGCUUCAUCAAUGAUGUAUGUCAUCCUGCUCUUUUGGAUCUGCGAGUAGGCGCUUCGGUUUGUCAGAUGCUUGCCUCCUACGUCGGGAGAUAUUCGGACGUGAUGUGUAAGGAUGAAGGAGAAUUUGAGAGCCUUUUGAGAGAUUAUCCUGGCUUUGCCGUGGCUGUCAUCAAACACUUGUCGAAACAUGUCGCCCAGUAG